Molecule: messenger RNA, 2315 nt
Organism: Manihot esculenta (cassava)
Lineage: Eukaryota; Viridiplantae; Streptophyta; Magnoliopsida; Malpighiales; Euphorbiaceae
Product: probable inactive receptor kinase At5g58300
Exons: 2
Coding region: 245-2131 (628 amino acids)
Biological process (GO): protein phosphorylation
Molecular function (GO): protein binding; ATP binding; protein kinase activity
Source: RefSeq, a predicted model, not a curated record
CUGCUUUAUCUGAUUAAGUGAGCUUUGCUUUCCCAAAAUGAAAAAUGUCUACCAAGCUCAUCUUAUUAAUUUCCGAUGCAAACCCACCAUGUAGUUAAGCUUCAGUCCUGUUAAGUACAUAUACAUGUAUAUUAAUUCUUUUUGCUACUGCCGCUAAUAAUCUGUGCUUCCUCAGAUGCUUGUCUGCUAAGCAUUGUUUUCUCUUCUCUUCACUGACCAACCAGGAACUGCCCAGGCGGAAUCAAUGAAGCUACUGUCCUUCAUUUCUCGGUUUGCUCUUCUAUUAUUCAUACUGUCCACUGUUCCCCAAAUUAUUGCUGACCUGAACUCUGACACUCAAUCACUUCUUGAUUUUGCGGCCGCUGUCCCCCAUGUCCGAAAACUCAAUUGGAACAGUUCCAUCUCAGUUUGCUCCUCUUGGGUUGGAAUUACGUGUAAUUCAAAUGGAACCCGCGUGAUCGCCGUCCAUCUUCCUGGCGUUGGACUCUAUGGUCCAAUCCCAGCCAACACCAUAGGCAAGCUUGAUGCUCUUAGGAUCCUCAGCCUGCGAUCCAACUAUCUUAAUGAAAAUCUUCCUUCUGAUGUUACUUCCAUUCCUUCUCUUCAGUACUUAUACCUCCAACAUAAUAAUUUCUCUGGUGCCUUCCCUGCCUCGCUCUCUCCCCAGCUAACUGUCCUGGAUCUUUCUUUUAACUCCUUCACUAGUAGCAUUCCACCCAUUCUUCAGAAUCUGAGACAACUCUCUGCAUUGUACCUCCAGAACAAUUCAUUCUCUGGAGCCAUACCCAAUAUCAGCCUCCCAAAACUGAAGAUUUUGAAUUUGAGCUUUAACCACCUUGAUGGCUCGAUUCCACACUCUCUGCAGAAGUUCCCUUAUCAUUCAUUUGAUGGAAAUUCUCUAUUGUGUGGACCGCCUCUCAAGAAUUGCCCCACCAUCAUUCCUUCUCCUUCCCCAACUUACCUUGCUAGCUCACCAACAAAAUCUAAUAUUCAUGUUGCCACCUCAAAGAAGAAAUUAGGAUUAUAUUCUAUAAUUGCUAUAGCUGUCGGGGGAUCUGCAAUCCUACUUCUCAUAGCUCUAGCCAUCUUUAUAUGCUGUUUGAAAAGAAAAGACAACAGAACUGGUGUUUUGAAAGGGAAAGCUGAGAGCGAAAAACCCAAGGAUUUUGGAAGUGGUGUACAAGAGCCUGAAAAAAACAAAUUGUUCUUCUUUGAAGGUUGUUCUUAUAACUUUGAUCUUGAGGAUUUGUUGAGAGCUUCGGCUGAAGUUCUUGGUAAAGGGAGCUAUGGAACAGCAUAUAAGGCAGUUUUGGAGGAUGGGACAACAGUAGUGGUGAAAAGGUUGAAGGAAGUUGCAGUUGGAAAGAAGGAAUUUGAGCAGCAGAUGGAGGUUGUAGGGAGGACUGGACAACACCCAAAUGUUGCACCACUCCGUGCUUAUUACUAUUCCAAGGAUGAAAAGCUUUUAGUUUACAACUAUAUGACUACUGGAAGCUUCUCUGCAGUUUUGCAUGGUAGCACCGGAACAGGAAGAAGUCCACUGGAUUGGGAAGCAAGAGUGAAGAUUUGCCUUGGAGCUGCAAGGGGCAUUGCCCAUAUUCAUUCUGAAAGUGGUGUCAAAUUUGUUCAUGGCAACAUCAAAGCUUCCAAUGUGCUUCUAACCCCUGACCUCGAUGGUCUCAUCUCUGAUGUUGGCUUGACUCCUCUUAUGAACUUCCCUGCAACUAUUUCUCGAACCAUUGGCUAUGUAGCUCCUGAGGUUAUGGAAACACGAAAAGUGAACCAGAAAUCUGAUGUUUAUAGUUUUGGUGUUGUACUUCUUGAAAUGCUGACAGGGAAAGCCCCGCUUCAAGCUCGAGGGCGCAAUGAUGUGGUUGAUCUGCCAAGAUGGGUGCGGUCAGUGGUGAGGGAGGAAUGGACUGCAGAGGUGUUUGAUGUAGAGCUAAUGAAGUACCAAAACAUUGAAGAGGAGAUGGUGCAGAUGCUUCAGAUUGCAUUGGCAUGUGUGGCAAAGCUGCCAGACAUGCGUCCAACAAUGGAUGAAGUAGUUAGAAUGAUGGAGGGAAUUCAAGAACCUGAGUCAAGGAACCAGCUGUCCUCCGAGACCGAGUCUAAUACUCAAACCCCAUGAGUGUUUAAAACAAGUUCCUCAGAGGUGUCAAACAUAUCAGAUACUGUCUGAUAUGGAGCAUUCAUAGGCAGUAGCUUCAGAUGUUAGAAAAUAAGCUUUCUUUUCCUGCUUGUUUGUUAGUUUCCAUUUUGUGUUAUCAGCUUUAUCUUAAUCUACAGUUAUAUGCUUAAUUAAUGGCGCUAAA